AGUGAGGUAGAAGAAGAGGAGGAGGAGGAAGAAGAAGAAGUUGAGGACGAGGAAGUGAUUGCUGGUGUAGAAAGUGAAGUGGAUGAAGAUAACGUGGAAGACGAGCAAUCUGAGUUCACUUCUCUGCAAAAGAAAGUGUCGAACGAUGAUAAGGAUUCUGAAGCAAUAACAGAGGCAUCGAAAGCUGUUCUGGCAGCAAAGAAACGUCAAGAAGAAGAUAAUUACUUGCAGUAUGAGGCACGUCGGAAAGCAGAACGUGAAAAAGUAGAAGAAGAGCUUAGAAAUUUGCGUGAAAAACAGGAACGUCGUAGACGUGAACGUGAAAAGGAAGAACGGGAACUGGCAGAAAAAAUGCGAAUAGCAGAAGAAAAGCACCGUCAAGAAGAAGAAGAGAGCAAAGCCCGGAUGGAAGCUCAAAAACGCAAGCGUGAAGAAGAAAGACGCAAGAAACAAGCCAUUCUUGCUGGGUCUUUAGCUGGUAUCGUUUCGUUGGGUAGUGGUUUGCCGAACUUCGUUGUUAAUAUCGAAAAAUCUGAUCGAAAUGUAAAACUGAAUAAAUUAUAUAAAACAUCCAUUAAUAAAAACAAAAAAAAUGCUAAGAGUAAAGAGGAAGAGGAAAAAGCAAAACGAGCUUAUAUGGCUGCCAUAAGUGAAAGACCUGAUGUUUCCCAACUUUUAGUAAAUGACCUGAAAGCUAAGAUCAAACAAGUUCAUUCAUAUAUUUGCGAGCUGGAAGCUCUUAAAUAUGACCUCGAAAAGCGUCACGACCGACAACUUUACGACUUGAAGGAGUUGCAUGAACGUGAAAAACAAGUUGCUCGACACCGAGCACUUCAACGAGGACUUGACCCAAAUGAAGCUGUGGCUUCACCUCAUCCUAUUCAUUCUUUACCAAAGAUUAAUGUGGCAUCGAAAUUCGAGCGACAAUUCGAUCGGAGAUCAUAUAGUGAUCGUCGAACUGUCUUUGAAAAACCUGCUGCAAAGCCAUUACCAAUCGUGCACGGCACAGCACGUCCACCUCCAGAAUGGGGACGCACAGAAAAUGAAGAAUUGGAACAACUUCGAAAAAUCCUUGAACCACAUAAAUACAUAGAACAAGUGAAGCUAGCCUCUGUUGUACCACCUAUUCCACCAAUUCCUCUAUCAAUACCCGACGUGGAGUGAAG
Molecule: messenger RNA, 1166 nt
Organism: Thelazia callipaeda (thelaziosis nematode)
Lineage: Eukaryota; Metazoa; Nematoda; Chromadorea; Rhabditida; Thelaziidae
Source: the annotation of a GenBank genome assembly